AAAAAAAAAAAAAAAAAAAUUCUAUAGCUUUUAUUUUCCGUACUUUUCAUUAAAUAUCCGUGAGAGUUGAUUCUUAAUCUCGCGUAAAUUAAUUACUCUUAUUUAUGUAUGCCUCAGCACUUACUUACCACCUCCUACCUGUCAUAAGUUCAAAAACGACUUGAGGAGAGAGUGAGAAGUUAGUUUAUAAAUCUACCAUUAGAAGGACUUUAUGCAGAAUUCAAUGACAGAUCUUUUGGAGGGAGGAUCUCUUUCUUUGGUAAAAUCCUGGUUGUCAACCAGUUUUCCAAACGAAAAAACUUUACCCCUACAAAUUCCGAUAAUAGCUGACAUUCUUUUGAAGCAGAAAUGUAUUAAAAAUUUAGGAUCGAGUGAACAAGGUCUUCUAGUCCGUAGUAAUUGGUGCACUAGUCUUACUCGCAUGUUGCAUCACAAAGACUUUAAACUUCGUUGGUCUGCUAUUAUUCUGAUAGAUUGCACUAUUUCUCAAAGUUGGGAAUGUCUUAUUGAUCACGGCGUUACAUGGAUUAAGUUACUGAUUCAAUUGUUGAAUCGUCCUGAACUUCCAAGAACGCUUGAAAGCGCAAUCAGUACUGUUUCGAAAAUCUUUAUUUCUUCUUCAGGUAAACCAGGAAUCACCCGAGAACUUGUAACUCCUAAUUUAUCCUCAUUUAUAACUGCUUGUCUUCGAGUAGGUGAAACUGGGAAAUGCUUGGAAACAAUUUUUGUAUGUCUCUACCAAAUUUUAAUUCAUCAUGCCCCUACUUUUCGCCCUUUUAGUUCUUCCAUAAAAAACCUUUGUAUUGAAGUGUUGGAAGAACAUGAAAUUAUAGAUUCAACUCUCAAGAAGAAGGCUGCUGUUUUGUAUGCUUCUCUGUAUCGAUGCCAAGGGAAAGGAAAUCUUUCAGACAAUUGGAAGAAGGACUUUGUCAAUUCCAUACAGGAAUAUCACGUCGCUUUAAAUUUCCUUUUUAAUUUGAUCAUAGAGGAACAAACGUAUGCUGAUGUUGCUAGAGAUGAGGAAUUAAGUUUUCCAAAGAUUAAAGGCCAUUAUGAGGAGUCAUAUCAACUGGCCUUGCAAAGAUGUAGAAACUUGCAUUUGAUACUCAUGUCUUUCUUGUCUACAAAGACUGAAAAGUCCGUAUCUUUACCAAUUAGACAUUUACUAGAUUUGAUACGACGGAUAUACAAUGUUCAGCUAUCUUCGUCGGUGAAAUCUACAAUUGAAAAUUCUGUCCAGGCGUUAUUGUUCAUGGUUUUACCUCAUUUGCACACUCUCGCUAAUGAACUAAGUCGGAAACUACUUGCCGUCUGUCCCAGCUCCCUUAUGGUGGUCUUAUCAUCUACACUCGAUUCUGUAAAUGACUGUCUUCUUUCGGAGGCUACUCAUGAUGGCGUGUUCUGCACCUCACUGCAACUCAUUUCUGAGUUCUUGGAGAAGAUGCACGUUGACGUUCCUCUGCCAAAGUAUGAAAACGUUGUAGCUUUAGCUUUAGAAAGGAUUACUAAAUCAAAGGAUCGAGCUUCUGGUGAAGCUGUCGUGGCUGGUGCAGAUCAAGCACGAGCUACAAAGAAACGCAAAACCUUAGCCGGAAGCCAAACAGGUGAUUCCUUAAUCUCAUCGGUUUCUGCCGGAUUUUCUUUGGAUGAUAAGUGUCUCACUCAUUGCUUUUCCUUUUUGAGUUCUGUUUUAAAAAAUACCAUCAGUUUACCUAGAAUGCUUAGGACCAAAAUUGAUCGUACCAUUCUUCAGCUUGCUCUUGCGGAACCAACGCCAGAUGCUCUUACUCAUUUACAUGAUUUGCUGAUUGCGUCUAUUUUGGCACCUGGAGACUGUCAAGCAAUCAUUCUACCACAUGCUUUACAUGUCCUUACAGGACCUCUAGGAAUAAUGCAUACAUCGCCGGUAGUUUCUUCCCAUGCAGGACAAUAUUUGAAAACCUUCGACAUAUUAUUGCACCCCAGAUUUCCACCUCUUCAGAAACGACUUCCCGUAUAUGAAGAAGAAAACGCUUUUGAAUCCCGAUUCGAGCCUGUUUCUGCUAUAUCCCGAACCUCUCCAGUGUUGCAACCGCUAGGUCUAUCCGGAUUUUCAUCCAAUGCUGUUGGUGGAAACGAGGAAGCCAAGUAUGAUAGUGUCGAAGUUAAGGAUCAUUUGGAGUCUAACAAUUUGACCUCCGAACACAAGAAAACAUACCUAGCAUCUGAAAAGGCCUCAGAUGAGACGGGGAAGGAGACCAUGACAAUCGAGUUGGAUGAAUCAGAAAAUGGUCAAAAGGGAACUGAAAAUAAACAGAAUGAGUAUGGAUCUUAUCAAAAAGCCGAAGGAACUGUGACUUUUUCGAGGAGCGAUCAAAAUGAAGAGGAUACCAAAAUGACAGCUGAAGACACUAAACAGGCUACUUCUACGAUUGACAAUGAAGAGGAGGAUGAGGAUGAAAAUGAAGAAAUUGAUUUGUCAAUUAAUGCAUCAAUUGACACGGACGGAGAAGAGCCUGUGAUACACGAAGAAGUGACCACUAUUGAACAUACUUCUCAGAAGCAAGACCUUACUGAAAAAGAUAAACUGGAACAUACAAACAGUUCAGCGUCUUUAGAUCGUUCUAACAGUGUUGAUCAAGGAACUAUUGGGUUAGAAAACGAUGAAAUAACAAGUCCGUCUGAGAAUAAUGUUUCCAACGGCGACGAGGGUGUCGACGAAGACAAUGAAUCUUUGCCUAGUAUUAAUCUGGAUUCAGACAGUGAUUAAAGUUGAAGAAAAAAAAAGGCUACAUAAGGGAUAACUGGCAUUUAUUUUAGGGUUAAUUUUCAAUGGGAAUUUUGUUCAAAAA
Messenger RNA from Schizosaccharomyces octosporus yFS286, 2831 nucleotides. RefSeq names its product ribosome biogenesis protein Rix1. NCBI's taxonomy places the organism in Eukaryota, Fungi, Ascomycota, Schizosaccharomycetes, Schizosaccharomycetales, Schizosaccharomycetaceae. Gene Ontology annotation, cellular component: nucleus. Bases 212 to 2749 code for a protein of 845 amino acids. The transcript has a single exon. The record is from RefSeq and is a predicted model, not a curated record. Gene Ontology annotation, biological process: rRNA processing.